AUGGAAAAGCAAGAAGGCGAAUCGCCGAAACAGACCUCAGCUUCAACAUUGUUAUUCUCCAAGGGAACAUCGCUGCCUUCUAAGGCGACCGCAUUCCGUGAACAUCAUUCAAUCAGCAACGAUGAACCUUCGCCGAGUAUUUCUUCCCAAGCGGAAACGCCAAGUGCGCCGGUCGGAGCAUUCCGCUUCUCUUCUGGAUUACUAAAUAGCGACUUGAUUCGUUCACUAGCCAUCCAGAAACCUUCGUCACCUCAACAAGAUAUUUCUGGCACAUUGUUGUUGUCCGAUUGGGUCGGACAUCGAAUAUUAGCACGGGUUCCACCUGGUGUAUAUCAGCCGGGUUUCAUUAAGUGUGCCACCAGUAACAAAGACGUUAUUGUUCAGUUCGACGAUGGGAGGGAGGCCAAAUAUGACGAUAUUGUAAGCGAAAAUAACUGGACGCUGAUAAUCGCUGACCAAGCUCCAAUUCCAGUAGAGAUAAAGCCAAAAUCUAUUGUAUGCGUUCGAUUGCCUCUCGAAAAAGCUGAGUCAUUUUUUCGAACUGCUGAAUUGCUAUCAUCGGGCGGUAACCCUUCAAAAUAUGUGGUACGAGUGACCAAUGCUGAAUGCAGUAGUAGUGUUUCGAGAGCCAAUCUUCGAUUACUGAGACCCCCUUGGUUCGAAGAACUGACCCAAAUUGCACUUAUGGAGGAAAAACGACGGAACCGCAGCGUCCAAACGUCAAAUGGACCAACGUCAUCGAGCGUCCUUCCUUCUCCAAUCGCACCAAACGGGAAUCCACCAACUGGUCCAACUCAUUAUGUUGAUAAUAUAUUAAUGAUGGCAUUUCAACAACAACAACAGCGUUUACAACAAUACCAGCAAUUACAGACACCGAGCACUUCAAUCAAAUCUAACAAUCCUGGGGUCUGCUCAAAAAAGUCAUCUGGAGUCGGUAGUGUGGAUUCGGACGAGGAGCAGCAGAGCACAUCCCAACCCGCUACUAGUGAGCAAUCUGCCACAACUUCCGCAGCACCACGAGCUGGUCUAUUGAACCCAUCGCAAGAUUCUGGUAUUUUUGAAGACACCGAACCUUCCAAUUCGAGCAUGUUUCCCCCAAUAUCCGUUCCGCCUAUGUGUACAUCGAAGACGUUGCUGGAUCAACAGCGGUACAAGAAGGGAGAGAUAGUAACAACGCAAUGUGGAAUACGAAAGAAAUUCAACGGCAAACAAUGGAGACGGUUGUGUUCUAAAGAAGGAUGUAACAAGGAAUCUCAACGACGAGGGUAUUGCUCGAGACAUUUGUCUAUGAAAAACAAGCCACCACACGGCCAUCAUCUUGAGCGACAUUCACCGGGUAUAAGCGCCACUGGAGAGUCUCGUUCCAAUAUGGGCAGCAAUCCAACCAAUCCACUUCUUGGUCUUCUCCCCAACAAUAACUUAUUGCUACACCCAGAAACCGGCAACUUGAUAUCAAACUCGGCGCCACCGAACAUUUCAACGUCGGCAUUCCAAUCAAAGUUCAAUCCGCUCUCAGCGGCUCCGCUUGCUGGUGGUGACGAUUCAGUUGGGAUCAACGCACAGUUUCCGGUGGAUCGUGUUCAUAUCCAGCGUUUGAUGCAAUUGAACCAGCUUCAACAAGUUUUGCCGCACCUAAUGCAAGUUCCGUUGGGUCGUCGACGAUUGGAUGAAAUGCCAGCAAUCACCACGUCAGGAAAUGUGUUCUGCCCACAACUUCCGCUGUCAAACCCGAACAUUUUCAACCUGAACCCAUCACUUCUUCAGCACCUGACGGCACCAAUUAUUCAGCAACAGGCGCAACUCCUUCAGCAACAUCUAGCCACCCAAAAUCACACUGCAAACAACAAUAACGUUAAAGAUGUAAAAGUAAAAAAAGAGGAAGAGGAUGAGGAUGAAGAUCAGGAAGAAGAGGAUGAUGAUUCUGAUGAGGUCAGCGUUUGCCAGAAGACUGAGGAGCACUCCGAUGAUGACGACGACCUUGACGGUAAUUCGAGAGGUGGCGGUGUUGGUGGAGGAACUUCUGGAACUGGUGGCGACGCAGGAGCGCCAUCAUCGUCAGGCUCAUCAAAUCCCAACGGGUCUAGUUCAAGUUUUCAAAUUAAUGGUGGUGAUUCGAACGGAAGCGGUGAAGGACCCCUGCCGUCUGAACGCAAAGGUUAUCAUCAACAAUCCAUCGAAAUGGAAGCAGGUAAUCUUAUGUCUGACCAACUAUCUAUUGAAACUAGCGAGCUGAGAAUUCCGUCUGCUCCAUCAGAGAUGUCAAUUCCAUCAACUACUAGUGCUGGUUCUUUCUACCGCUCACCAGAUAUGCAAAUUAAAACUGAGCCAAUGGAGUUCGAACGCGCAACGAGUACAACAGUUGCCGAAGUGUUGAACAUGAAAGAUAAGAAGAAGAAUCCGGAUCAUAUCCGUCGUCCAAUGAACGCGUUCAUGAUAUUCUCAAAGAGACAUCGCCCCAUGGUUCAUUUGAAAUUUCCGAAUUGCGAUAAUCGCACGGUGUCCAAGAUUCUUGGAGAGUGGUGGUAUUCGAUUCCACCGGAUCUCAAAGCUGAAUAUCAUGUGCUUGCUUCUCAAGUCAAAGAAGCUCAUAUCAAGGCACAUCCCGAUUGGAAAUGGAGCAACCAGCCAAGAAAGAGCAAGACGGUAUCCAAUUCCCCGGCUUCGACUCAUGCAAAGUCGCAGGUCUUCGAUUUCGACUUCCAGGUUGCUGAUGAACUUGCCAAGUCGUGUGCCGAAGGCCUGACGGUUUUGACCCCAAAUACGCCAAUUUCGCCGUCAAUGCAAACUUCCACUCCCAGCAUUGCACCAUCACCAAUGGUGUUCACGCCGACUCCGCUUACAUUGGAUUACGAGUUCAACAAAAAACAAUUGCUCUUAUCGCAAUUCACCAACUUAUUCUGCAAUCAGUUGUUUGCUGCCGGCAUGAUGAACACGCAACCGUUCCAAUUUGCAACGCCGACUCUUUCCGAUCAAUUCCUUUCAUUUCCUCCAGGACUUGCUCCAGUGAGGGCGGAAUUGAACUCAUCGAGUCUUUUGCCUCAAAUUCAGCAACAGCUUGAAAGCGUUUCAUUCAAUGACAAGGCUGCAAAACAACCUGAUCCGGUUUUGAAACCAAACGCUUUCACAAGCCCACCAUCUCAGGAAUUCGUUUUGGCUCCAACGCCAGCUCAGCUUGGAUUGAAAAAAGGAAGAAAGAGAACGCUUGAAACAACUGAGGAGCCAAGUGCUUCGAAGCUUUUCAAAAGGCAGGAUGAUCAGAUGAAUAAGCUUCUUGAUGGUGUUGGAUUCGCUCAAAAGUUUGCUCAGCUUCCGGAGUUUGCUCCAUCAACAAUUCCGACCCAACCAAAACCACGUCAAAAUGAAACAAUCGCGUCAUCGCCAGUUUUGCCAUCUCCAUUCAACGCGCAAACCUCAUUCUUCAGUUCGACAUUCAACUCAGCUGAUCAGUUUGGUUCUCCUGAAAGACAUACUAACACUGUACAAUGUCGCUCUGAAAAAUCAGCUGGAAAACGAUUGCUGGAAGAGCGCCGGCGUCUUGUUUCCCAAUUUCUUACCGAAGCUGGAUUGUUUCCAACUACCGAGCAGACGAUCUUCUUCCAAGAGACUCAUCAAAACGUGUUCCCAACGAGAAAUUCGUUGGUUCUGAAAAUUCGCGAAGUGCGCCAGCGUCUGAUGGCAAACACCGAUGGACUCCUUUUAGAUGAGAAAUGUGGCCCAUUUCUUGCCAAAAUGAUUGCCGCCAUGUACGAAAAGUAUCCAAUCAGUGAAGAACUCGAAACUCUCAACCCAACUGAUUACUCCAGCAUUGCCGUCUAA
Molecule: messenger RNA, 3816 nt
Organism: Caenorhabditis bovis
Lineage: Eukaryota; Metazoa; Nematoda; Chromadorea; Rhabditida; Rhabditidae
Source: the annotation of a GenBank genome assembly